This is a messenger RNA of Mesorhabditis spiculigera, 930 nucleotides long. NCBI's taxonomy places the organism in Eukaryota, Metazoa, Nematoda, Chromadorea, Rhabditida, Rhabditidae. The record is from the annotation of a GenBank genome assembly.
AUGACGGAUGCCAUGCGAGAAAUGAUUGCGGGGCUGAUGGGGGAUCAGCGUGCAAAGGAAGAAGGUCGUAAUCUGCCGCCCUACAGUCACCACACCGUCUGCCGUGCUUACUUGUUAGGGUGUUGUCCUGCGGAAUUGUUACAGGAUACCAGACUUGAAAAUCUGGUGGCUUGUCGCAAGAUGCAUGAACCGACCCAUAAAGCUGACUACGAAGGCGCUCAGGCCAAAAAUGAUCAUUUCUACGACGUUGAGCUUUAUAACACGCUGCAAGACACGAUUCGAGUUAUCGACUCUGAGAUCGACAAGACCAAAAUGAAGCUUGACCGUGAAAGUCGCGAGGCUGGCGAGGGCGCCGAGAUCGUCAAGAUGAAGCGCAUCGGUGAGAUCGAAGAACAGAUCCGCAAGCUUGUCACCGAAUCCGAGGAACUGGGCACUCAAGGCCGCGUUGAAGAUGCUAUGCACUGCGCCAAGAGGAUCGAAGAGUUGGAGCAGCGCAAAGAAGAAUUGAAGUCGGAGGCUCGGGCCGCCGGUGGAACUUCCGCUGCCCAGCGUCUUCGUGUCUGCGAGGACUGUGGAGCUCAGCUGAACAUCAUGGAUCACGAGACUCGGCUGGCCGAUCACUUUGGCGGCAAGAUGCACCUCGGCAUGGUUGAAGUCCGCGAGCGGUUCACCGAGAUGGGAGAGACGAUUGAACAGCGUCGCAAGGAGCAAAACGAGAAAGGGGCUGUCGGACGGGACCGACGCUCACCCGACCGUCGUGAUCGUGGCGACCGAGGGGAUCGGGACCGUGAUCGUGAUCGUCGUGACCGAGACCGUCGCCGCAGUCGUUCGCGUUCGAGGGAUCGCCGUCGCCGCUCCACUUCUCGUGACCGUCGCGAUCGGGACCGUCGUCGUGAUGAGCGGGAUCGGGACCGUGAUCGUCGCCGCCGA